This is a messenger RNA of Suillus subalutaceus, 255 nucleotides long. RefSeq lists its product as uncharacterized. NCBI's taxonomy places the organism in Eukaryota, Fungi, Basidiomycota, Agaricomycetes, Boletales, Suillaceae. The transcript has a single exon. The record is from RefSeq and is a predicted model, not a curated record. The annotation marks the transcript as partial.
CUUGAACAUGAGCCACCAUUUACCUACAAUGGUGAGGCCAACUCGUCAGUUUUUAAGAAAUGGGUUUGCGAGGUCCGAGAAUGGUGUGACAGAGUGAAACUAUCUACCCAGCAAAGCCUAUGCAUGAUAGGAAAGUACCUGGGAGGAAAUGCUUACCGGUUCUAUGAAUGUAAUGUCCUGGACCUUAAGAAAAGGUACUCACUCACCAAUUUCUUUGAACAGCUGUUCAAUUAUGUAUUCCCGAUGGUCCAAUGA